AUGAAAAUAACCGCUACUAUGGGGAAGUACUACCCAAUUGUGAGCGAGGAGUACAAGAAGGCUGUUGAGAAAUGCAAGAAGAAGCUAAGAGGCUUCAUCACUGAAAAGAACUGUACUCCUCUAAUGCUCCGUCUCGCGUGGCACUCUGCUAGUACUUUUGAUGUUGGGUCUAAGACCAGAGGUCCAUUUGGAACGAUGAGGCACAAGGUUGAACUGGCUCAUGGAGCCAACAAAUGGUCACUCUCUUGUUUAAUGUGA
Messenger RNA from Ilex paraguariensis (yerba mate), 258 nucleotides. Lineage: Eukaryota; Viridiplantae; Streptophyta; Magnoliopsida; Aquifoliales; Aquifoliaceae. The record is from the annotation of a GenBank genome assembly.